Cylicocyclus nassatus is the source of this 978-nucleotide messenger RNA. The record is from the annotation of a GenBank genome assembly. Lineage: Eukaryota; Metazoa; Nematoda; Chromadorea; Rhabditida; Strongylidae.
AUGGAUCCCUUAGCGCUACGCUUACGUCCCGCUGGCCUCAUUCUGUUGUGCUUAUUUCUCAUAUCCUCAUCUUUUCCGUUCGCUCUCCCGCAGCCUCAACGGUGCCGAUCGAUUUUCGUCGUAUACGUUCCGUGUCUAUUGUCAUCGGAGGUAUCGUGUACGGAAGCACACGAUCGCCGAUCGUCGUCAUCCGUGUACUCAGCAUGCGUCAUUGACCAUAUUGAUCUGCGGAACGGGAUGUCAGGAUUCUUUGUAAACUCAUGGAGAUUGUCGAAUAUGUUCGCAAAACGUCGAUGCCAACCAUCCAUUCGAAGUUCAACAUGUGCUAUGCGCGAGUAUAAAAUCGUUGUGCUAGGAAGUGGUGGCGUAGGAAAGUCGGCAUUGACAGUCCAAUUUGUGCAAGGAAUAUUCGUGGAGAAGUAUGAUCCUACCAUUGAAGAUAGCUACAGAAAACAAGUCGAAGUUGAUGGUCAACAGUGCAUGCUUGAAAUCUUAGACACUGCUGGAACGGAACAAUUCACAGCUAUGCGAGAUCUCUAUAUGAAAAAUGGACAAGGCUUCGUGCUUGUCUAUUCAAUCACAGCUCAAUCAACCUUCAACGAUUUGAUGGAUCUCAGGGAUCAAAUACUGCGAGUGAAAGACACCGACGAGGUGCCAAUGAUAUUAGUUGGUAACAAAUGUGAUCUCGAAGAUGAGCGUGUGGUCGGCAAGGAUCAGGGUCAAAAUCUUGCUCGGCAUACGAUCGCAAAUGUACUUCAUCACGCAAAGACUUGUCGUUCUCUUGACGAUGCAUGCUGUAGAUGGGUGCAAGUUAAUCCGACGAAACAUAAUCCCAUAAGGCGUUUCUGGCGUUUGAACGUGACAAUUCAUCAUUUGCGCGACGAAGCGCCAAAAUGUCGAUUUUUGCGUAAGUUAAUCCUCGCGGCCGGCUUAGGUGCUUGCCAGCAGCUUCUACCUCUUGGAAGGUGGGUGUUAUAG